Messenger RNA from Acyrthosiphon pisum (pea aphid), 455 nucleotides. Its product is annotated as ribonuclease P protein subunit p30-like. Gene Ontology annotation, cellular component: nucleolar ribonuclease P complex. Gene Ontology annotation, biological process: tRNA processing. NCBI's taxonomy places the organism in Eukaryota, Metazoa, Arthropoda, Insecta, Hemiptera, Aphididae. The coding region runs from base 32 to 430 and encodes 132 amino acids. The record is from RefSeq and is a predicted model, not a curated record. The transcript is spliced from 4 exons. Gene Ontology annotation, molecular function: RNA binding.
UUAGCUGUUAUUUGUUUUCGUUUUUUAGGACAUGGUCACUUCACCAUUAGUAGAUAUAAUAACUUGUAACAUGAAAACAUCUAUAACUCCAAAAGACUACACAAUCGCAGUUGAAAAAAACAUUGAUUUUGAAAUAUCCUAUUGUCCAAUGUUAUUUGGUUCUAGUACACGUCAAGAUACUUUUACUUUAGCUAAUAUACUUUAUAUUAAAGGAAAAUCGAAAGACUUAAUAAUUACAACUGGUGCAGCUAAUAAACUAGACAUACGCAAUCCUCGUGACGUGAUGAAUUUAGGUAUUUUACUAGGUCUUUCAAGAAAACAAUCAACCAAAUCAGUCACUCAAGGAUCUUAUUCAAUUAUUUUAAAGAGCUAUGGUCGGAAAUUAGGAAAGUCUGCAAUACAUUUGAAACCUAUGAACAACAGUUCUUAAUAUUAAUUUGUAUUAUGAAUAUAAU